AAGCGAUGAGUCAAAAUGUCAAAUAUACUUGGGAAAGGGGACUAAAAGUAGAAUGGGUCAUAGGCGUAUAGGUGAGAACCACAGGCCAGUGGGACCCUUUCUUUUCCAUCAAUACUAUCUGCAUUCACGCCACGUGAUGGUGAUAAGAGUCGUCUACAGUGGGACUUGACUAAAUAAGGCGUAGAUGAUCAUCAUGAAAAAGCAAAAAAAAAAAAAAAGGAAUGAACGGCUUAAAGAUAACGGAAAUGUGAAAUUGAAUUAAACCAUGGGCAAAAAAAUGAUAAAGAUUUUUGGAAAUCCAUGCAAAAAUAAAACGCGUGACCGCCUCCAUGUAUAGUCGGCGAAAGCCAUUCUUGUCACCUUCUCCUCUUCACACGGGUUCAAAAGAAAAGAGACUAGACAAGAAAGUUGACAAUAUAUUAAUUCGUUUGAAAUAAAACAAAAAUACAUAAAUUAAUUAAUUAAAAAGAAAAUUAAAUAAAAUCUUCUAUGCAAGUUUUGUAUGACUGGUUGCAGAGAAUCAUGCUCCCACCCAACAAGCAGUAAGCCAUUCUGGUUCGUCAGCGUGACACCACGUGAACGCAAUGGGAAAAUUGGUCCGAAAUGGGGACAAGAAAAAAAAAAGAAAAAAAAAAGGGGAAAAGAAGAGAGAGAGCGUUUCCGCGUAGACAGAUAAAGACCGAGAGAAGAAACUGUUGGUAGGGAGAAAUGGAGAGAAUGAGAGGAAAGAAAAGCUUACUUUGGUUUCGUUUUCUUGAAUCUGAACGAAUAAUAAAAAACGCUCUCUUUGACACCUGAGCUUAUAUCAAAUCUUUCUAUCUUUCCCCUUUUUUUAAGGUUUCUUCAGGGUUUGUUUUUGUGAUCUUUCUUGAGGGUUCACACUGCUUGUUGUUCACACCAUCUUAAUAUAAAUCUUUGCUGAUUUUUCUCUCUCCAUCUUUUCUUCUUUUCUGUUUCUUUUUGGAUCAAUAAUCCUUUUUGGUGGGUGCAAAAUAAAGACUUAAUAAUCUUGUGGCUUUGUCUGGUUUGCGUGUGAUACUUGUAAUGGAGGGACACCAAUACCAUCACCAUCAUCGUCAUCAUCAUCAGCAGCAGCAGCAGCAUCAGCAACAGCCUAUCAGUGUUAACGUCGAUGUUGAUAGAUUUCCUCAAUGGAGUAUUCAGGAGACGAGGGAGUUUUUGAUUAUCAGAGCAGAUCUGGAUCGAAGUUUCAUGGAGACCAAGAGGAACAAGCUGCUUUGGGAAGUUAUCUCUACAAGGAUGAGGGAAAAGGGCUACAAUCGAAGCGCUGAACAGUGCAAGUGCAAGUGGAAAAACCUUGUUACUCGAUACAAGGGUUGUGAAACGAUGGAAGCAGAAGCUAUGCGGCAACAAUUCCCAUUUUAUAAUGAGUUGCAAGCCAUAUUCUCGGCAAGGAUGCAAAAUAUUCUAGGGUCAGAAGGUGAAGGAGGAGCGACCGGGUCAAAAAAGAAGGCGGUGCAGCUAUCUUCAGAUGAGGAAGAAGAUAUGGAGGAAAACGAGACAGAUAGGGGUAGUUUUAGGAAGAAGAAAAAAGGCAAAACGGGUGCAGGUAUUGGUGGAAGCAGCAAUAAUAAUAUAAAGGAGAUUUUAGAUGAUUUCAUGAGGCAACAGAUGCAGAUGGAAAUGCAAUGGAGAGAAGCGUUUGAGGCAAGGGAAAACGAAAGGCGGUUGAAAGAGAUGGAAUGGAGACAGACAAUGGAAGCAUUGGAGAAUGAAAGGAUAAUGAUGGAUAGAAGAUGGAGAGAAAGGGAAGAGGAAAGAAGAAUGAGGGAAGAAGCUAGGGCUGAGAAGAGAGACGCUCUCAUCACAGCACUAUUAAACAAGAUUAUAAGAGAAGAUCACAUAUAGACAAGUCAGUAGCUACAAUCAGGUAACUUGUUUAGUUUUCAUGUUUUUGGAGAAGAGGAGGCUUUAUUUGAGAGGUUUGUCCUAGAACUCUCAUUCUAUCAUGAGAUCGAUGUUUUUUAGUUCUAUGGAUUAUUUCUCUCCUGCUGUUUUGCCCAUCGAGGCUUCUUUUGCUAGUAAAAUAGAGCUUCCAUUUCCUUAGUUUUUUUUUUUAUUAUUAUUGUUAUUUUCUUCUUCAUUGCCAUUCUUUUAUCAUUAAGAGGUGACCGUGAAAACACAUUUCAAAAGCACCAUGAAUAAAAAGCUCUCCAAGGUCUAGUUAUAUUUGGUGGUAGUUAAAGAAAUUAAACAAUCUACACAGCCAACCGAUCCACAAACGAUAGUGUUCGAGAUAAUGCUAAGCAAAGUAAGUAUAUAUAGAUUCAUAGUGGACACGGUUGGAAAUGGUCCAUUCUUGCCAAUGCCUCUCAAGUUCUUCAAAGUGUCGUACCUUUCACUUACAAAACUAGACCAAACUGUCCAUAGAUGUCCCUGGUCGCCACGUCUAGUGCUAUCCGUACGUACACACACUUUCAUGAAAGCAUUUGUGGGAGCUUCGAUCCCUAGCAACUAGAGUUUUAAAACAAUAAGAAUUUGUGUUUGUGGUUUCCAUUGAUGCUAAAGUUGUUUGAAUAUAUGCAUAUGAUUAUUAUUUUCUUGCUUUAGAAUAUCGACCAGGAACGACUGACCAAGAGUGAUGGCUGUCAAAACAUGUGCUUGACUAGCCCGGAUUAUAUAUCCUUGUGUGUUCUGCAUUUUGUGAAGAGCUAGGUAGGGUAAACUAAUGAGUAAUAAAGAAGGUUACCAUAUGGGAGCCAUACUCUCUAAAAUGAUUUCCCUCCACGCAAAACUAAAACAGGCAAGAUAUGUCAACGAGAUAGAUGAAAGGGUUUUAUAUAUCUUGACAUGAGGGUAGGUUGAGGUGAAACGAGUCAAGUAGAUUUAUGAACCAAAUUUCUAUUUAUGUUUAUACUUGUUGAAAUUAGGAGUUAUCUAACUGAUUGUAUUGUUUGUCUUUUUGUAAGCUGAGUUUGAGUGGCUUGCAAUGCGAGUUUUCCUUGUUCAUAUUUGUCACUGUGAGAAUAAUUCAAGAAGAAUUAUUUCUUAUAGUCCUAUAUAUUAUGUGACGUGACCCUAAAUUUAACUUUAAGCUUUACCAUAUAAAUAUAUAUAUAUAUAUAGAUGGAUAUUUAGCAUAUUUCUUUACAUUCAAUCAAGGGUAUUUUAAUAUAUGAUCAUGGCCAUAUAUGUUAUUUAUAUUUAAAUUUGCAUGCACUGAAAUCUAAACCUACUUAUUUCAUUUUAUUUUUAUAUAUAUUUUAUGAAUUUGAAAUCGAUACUGUUAGAAUGAUCUGAGGAUCUUUGUACAAUGAUUGACUUUAAGAUUUUACUUUCAAGGUGUUAAAUAUAUUUUGUGUUAGUGGCAAGUCAUGAUAACAAUGGAUCGAUCAGCAUGUGGGGUUGAUUUCUAGGGUUAUAUAUGUUAUAUAUGUUAUAUAUGCCAGUCUGCCUAGCUAGCUAGCCAGCACCUUCAAACAUGAAAAGAAAAAAUCAUGUGAAAUGAGAACAAGAAUUCCGUGUAAUAUUGAAAAUGUUUUAUGAUAUAGCUAGUACUAUAUCUAUUCAUUUGCUUUUUUUUUUUUUUAAUGAAGACAGUGAAUUAUUGUUAGACAUAAUUCAUGAUUUGUGUUUUUCAAGUGGUGUAUCAAUUCAUUGAAAGUAGUGGUAGCAUAUUGUUAGGCUGACCCAAGGUUUAUUUUUUCAUUAAUCAAGAGUCAAGAGUGAUGUUCAUGCAAGCUCAAAAUGAUGUUAUAAAUUAAUGUACUGGAAAUUAAUUGAAAAGUUUUGUUUCAUCAAAAAUAAAAAUAAUUUGCUAAUUUAUACUUUUUUUUAGAAUAUGGUCCAUUACAUGCAAGCUGUGUAAAUAUUGACUUUUUGAGCAUUAUUUUUUGUGAUAGUGACAAGUUGGAACUCAUAGAUUUCUUACUUUUUACCCCUUUUGAUUUUUAUUUAUUACUUUUUUUAGUUAUAUUAGGAUUUUUGAGUAAUUUUUUUGGGAAGAUAACUUAGAAUCUUGUGUUUAAAUUUAAAUACGAAGAAAAUAUAUGAUCGAGUGAAAGAAAUCUAAAGAUGAUCAGAUAAAUGAAAUCUAGGAUUGAUUAGUUUAUUAUAUAUGGGAUCGAAGUAUGUUACUAGACUAAUUGCUACAGUAUUGCAGGCAUUGAAAAUUUUUACUAAAAGUGUGAAACCAAGCAAUGAGUCUUCUUCAUGUGAUUGCACUCUCGAGUUUUGCUUUCACAUCUCACAGCACUUCUGAAACCCGAUUUUUUGCAAGUGAUUCAAGCAAUUAAUAUGUUUGCUGACUCUAGAUUUCAUGAGUUAUGGCUUUUUGUCAACAAUAUUCUUUGCAAGUUUAGUAGCAUCAAGUGCUGCAUCUUCCAAAUCCAUAUGACAUAAUGAUAAUUUCUCUUUAUUUUUUCAUUUUUUUGGUUGCAACAAUAUAAUAUCAUUUCAUUUUUUGACACUACCCUCCUUGCCGAUUGACUCUAUUUUUCAGUCUGAAAAAAUUUGAACUGGUUCCAUUGUUGUAUGUACGUAUGAUAUGUUGCAAUUGCAACAGUUCUGUCCACUACGUACAGCUUUUCAUCAUCACAGCCAGAUGUCUUGUUUCGGCAAUCAACGGCAAAUAAUUGUACUGCGUUCUUGACUAUAUUUCUUUUGAUUUGAUUUUCCAAUGGAUUCACCUAUGAUCAUUGCUGGUUGGAAGACAACCAAUAGCUUCAGAGACAUGAUCUGAAAAUGUACAAAAGGAGAAAAAUAAGCUUCAAAUUUGCUGGACAGCUAACGUUAUAUCCGCGUUUCUGGCAGGAGAUGUUUAUAAAAUUCACCGACGUAUAUAUAUCUUCUAUAUAGUGUCAUGUGCCACGAUUUAUCUGAAGAAACCUUUGCAAAUAUAGUAGCUGCAAUUUUUCAAUCAGCUUCAGAUUUGGCUACUCAUCUAACUUAAAUCACUCUUCUUUCUCUAUUUUCAUUUUCUUCUCUCUUUGGGAAAUAAUUGCUAAUGGUGGUCCCAUGAUUAAUUGCACAGAAUAGAGUAUUUAUAUAUAAAUAUAUAUGUUUAAUUUUGGCAGAAAAAUAUGGGCUAAUUGAUGAACAACCAUACUUUUUAUUUGCUUGAAUUGACUAAGGUGAAGCCCGUUUCAUGAGGAUUUUGAUUAUCAUAACCAAAUUUAUAUAUCCUAAUUUAAUUAAUAAUCACAUGUUUUGUUUUUUAUUAUAAGACAGAAAUAUUUAAGUCGAUACCAACUAUAUUACAUUAGAGCCAAACCAAUAAAAAAUAUUUAUUGCACGUACUAUUUAGUUAUUACCAACUUGUUCUACUGGUUUUCUCAUAUACGAUGUUGAUCAUUCUUGGAAUGUUUUUUGAAGUCAACAGCCAGCAAAAUCUAGAAACCGUAAUAUAUUAACUCUUGUUUGACCACAUCACCAAAAAAAAAAAAAAAAACUGCAGUAAAAAUCAAAAUUUAUACCCUAAGCCACAGAUCAUUCAUGCCGAAGUCGUUUAACUCAAAAUUUGUACCACAUAGUACAAUACGUGCUCAAAAAUAAAAAUGGUGGGGUUUUCACCCUCAAUCAGAGUGUCCAAACUGGGACAAGAUAGAUCUGAUCAGUGAAAGAGGAGAAGAAAAAAAGAAAACAAAAUUUAAAAAAUGGAAACCAAUAAAGAUGCAAACCCUGGCCUUGAAAUUUGUAUUGCAAGUAUCACAUCAAAGGGUCACUGAAAAUGAUGAAAGGGAGAAAACAGCGAGAUUCUACACAAAUCACAAUUAUU
Durio zibethinus is the source of this 5737-nucleotide messenger RNA. RefSeq names its product trihelix transcription factor GT-3b-like. Lineage: Eukaryota; Viridiplantae; Streptophyta; Magnoliopsida; Malvales; Malvaceae. The record is from RefSeq and is a predicted model, not a curated record.